Impatiens glandulifera is the source of this 450-nucleotide messenger RNA. Its product is annotated as keratin, type II cytoskeletal I-like. The transcript has 3 exons. The record is from RefSeq and is a predicted model, not a curated record. Lineage: Eukaryota; Viridiplantae; Streptophyta; Magnoliopsida; Ericales; Balsaminaceae. The coding region runs from base 1 to 450 and encodes 149 amino acids.
AUGGGGUUUUCAAAGCUGGAGGCAAUUCCAAUGCUUGAAGCCAGUCUUUCAUUUGCAUGUGUGGACGAGAAGAGUCAGUUUGAAGUGGCGACACUUAAGGCCUUUGACGGUCAUGCUUCCUCUUUUUUUUGGAUAAUUUGGGUAGGAGGGGUUGGGGUUGUAGCAAUGGGGUUGGCUAUGGGUUUGGGUUGUGCAAUUGGAGGGAUUGGGGUUGGGGUUGGAGCAAUGGGAUUGGCUAUGGGUUUGGGUUGUGCAAUUGGAGGGGUUGGGGUUGGGGUUGGAGCAAUGAGGUUGGCUUUUGGUUUGGGUUGUGCAAUAGGAGGGGUUGGGGUUGGAGGAAUGGGGCUGGCUUUGGGUUUUGGUUGUGCAAUUGGAGGGGUUGGGGUUGGGGAGGGGUUGGGGUUGGGGUUGGAGGAAUGGGGUUGGCUUUGGGUUUUGGUUGUGCAAUAG